Xylaria bambusicola is the source of this 1170-nucleotide messenger RNA. RefSeq lists its product as uncharacterized. Lineage: Eukaryota; Fungi; Ascomycota; Sordariomycetes; Xylariales; Xylariaceae. The transcript has 2 exons. The record is from RefSeq and is a predicted model, not a curated record. Bases 111 to 1004 code for a protein of 297 amino acids.
AUACCUGAAUCAGAGAUUGAAAAGAAAACCGGGCGUAGUCCGUGAAUUGGGUGUUCGUUAUUCCGUUGAUGACCUGAAACAUACCUUAAGCCGGUACAUAUAAGUCAAACAUGGCUUCGAAAGCCCCAACUUUCCCCGGUUAUGCGCCCAUCUCAAACCGCAUCUUCAUCCGGAAUGAGACGAGUAGCUCAGAUUUGGAGAAUGCUAGGAGCAAGACGACAGCAAAUGACCCAACCACAAUUCUGAUAUAUGGGUGGGGAGAUGGAAGCCCUCGCCAUGUUGCCAAAUACUCCGAAGGUUAUCACGCACUCUUCCCCUCAGCCAGGAUUGUGGUCAUAAUCAACCCGAUCUUUGCUGCCACAACCCAACUACUCCCGCAGCGUACAGAGGCCAUGCGCCCUCUCAUUGACACGUGCUUUCCCACCAAGGAUGACGGGUCUGAGCGGGUCAUUAUGCACAUCAUGUCAAACACGGGCGGCAUCUACGCCGCGGCGACAUUGAACGCAUACCGCGAACGCCACGGUCAAGACGCUGCGUUGCCGCACCAUCUAUGCGUCUCGGACUCGACCCCGGGUAGCUUGAACUUUACCUCCGAAGUCUGGCGAUGGAGCCGGGCAAUGGCGAUGGGCGUUCCCAAGUGGUUUCCCCUGCCCUUCAAGUUCACGCAAGCCCUCUGUGCGGCCUUCCUGUCCCUGAUGAAUUAUCUCGCGAUAGCCGUGGGCAUUGAGCCGUCAGGCGUGCACAGCGCUCGGAUAUUCACCGAACACGGCUACGCGACCCCGAAGGCGCUUAGGUUGUUUUGCUAUUCGAAAGAAGACGACCUGAUACACUGGGAGGACCUUGAAGAACAGGCUGCUAAUGCCAGGAAUAAAGGAUAUAGCACGGUGCUAGAAGAGUUCAAGGGCUCGCCCCAUGUGGGACAUAUGCGCAUGCACCCAGAGCAGUACUGGGCUACUAUCCUCCGGUGCUGGAAACAGGCUAUGGCGAUGGAUGAGAAAGCAUGAGGGUUGACGUUUACAGUCGUCUACCUACUAAUAGUAUGGACAUCGCAGAUAUUUAAUGACAAUAGACUUACCCAUAUAGAGUAUAGAUACAUGUAUAUACACAUAUGAUUCAGAUUUAGCAUGCAGAAGAACCAGUAAUACCAAGAUACUAUUUAUGAAUUGUUAA